Messenger RNA from Trametes versicolor FP-101664 SS1, 1815 nucleotides. RefSeq lists its product as uncharacterized. NCBI's taxonomy places the organism in Eukaryota, Fungi, Basidiomycota, Agaricomycetes, Polyporales, Polyporaceae. Gene Ontology annotation, molecular function: protein binding. The record is from RefSeq and is a predicted model, not a curated record. Bases 162 to 1739 code for a protein of 525 amino acids. The transcript has 4 exons.
GAGAUCCGCUCUCGCUCCGAAGAGCUCUCUCAGAGAAGACUGCCUGCAUCGUCCUCCGCGCUCGUACAAACGAUACACAGUGACUGUGGGUCACUCGUCGUCGAAGCUCCUUCGCCACACAGCCGUGCAAGCUCGACAGCACAAACUCGUACACCUCCACUAUGCAAGGGCAAAUCUGUUCGUGGAUGAACUUGAAUGACGACGUCAUCGGCUCGAUUGUAGCAGAGUUAACGACACAAUCCCUGCUUGCACUGUCCACAACAUGUAAUCGCUUGCGCGAGCACUGUCUUCGAGCCCUCUUCGGAGACUGCCAUAUAUCGUGUUAUGGAGCGGUCGAGCACGACUUCUUGCCGGACACGCUGUGGCGCUUUGUCAGAUCUCUGCGCCUCCACGAUGAGUGUCCCGACAUGCCGUCGGAAGUGGAUUUCAAGAGGUCGCGCCCAUCGGGAGGCAGAAUCCUCAAAUUCACAACGGAUCCGGUCGUUUGUGGCGUCUACAACGGACCUGCCCUACUACGCGCGUUGCGACAUAUGCCGGGACUGCAUACGAUCGUUCUCAGUCACCCAUACAAGACUGUCCACGGAAUACCGUGGUCAGUUCUACAGUUCAUCAUCUCCCUCCCGCAGCUCCGAGAGUUUUCGCUUCGCUUUCACCACUUCGCCCCCAAAACGCCACAGGAGGAUAUUCGGCUCGCCUGCCCCGCCCCGUUGACGUCUUUCGAGCAUACGCUAAACGACCGCCGACCACACAACACGUUCUAUACCCCGGGGGAGGGCGAAGAGCACGCUCUCUCCGUCGUUCUGAGUGGUGUCCACAAGACGAUACAGCGCCUAGCUCUCACGACCGAGAUCGCCCCUCUUCACGCUAUCUGUACUACCCUCGACUGGCCCGACCUCCGCGAACUGCGGCUCCGCGGUGAACCACGCACGGUCGGUGACCCUCCUCUGCCCUUCAUCGCGAUGUUCGCGCAUAUGCCUCGGCUGCACAUCCUCGACCUCAAGCUCGCUCAGCCUGCGGGAGCCCCGCGUCAGCCCAUCUGGCCCAUCGACUACCACACAACGUUCCCAUGGCCGGAUCUGCAACAGCUCACCAUAUCAUUCCCGGCCGAUGACGACCAGAUCUACGAGAACCUGCCGGUUACGCUGCGUAAGCUAACUCUGCAGUGCUUUCCCCAUAUCACGUCGAACUUCCAUAGGUCUGGGGCCGAGGGCGUGUCGGAACCUAUCCAUUCUUCCGACUUGCUGCGGAUCUUGCGCCGGUGCGAUCUGCCGCUUCUCCGCGGCCUCGAGCUGGAGUAUCGUGAAGACGAGGUGGACGAUGAGUUGUUACGCCACAUAGGCGUCGCCUUCCCUGCACUUAGACAACUGAAGGUGCGGAGGUAUCGCCACGCCGGCGUCGGCAUCGCUGAUGUGCAGACGGAGCAUAUCGCACGCACGCUUGGGAGUCUCCCGCAACUCUCAGACCUCUCGCUGUACUUGGACAACGUGGUUCCCCCGGAUACCCUCGUGAGGCAGACGUACGGAGGAUUCUAUCACGAUGAGAAGGACUUGCGCAAGUUUCAACAGGCCCUCGACAAGGUCGCAAACGCCGUCGCGCGCGGGCUCGGCGCUGCGACGGCUGUAGACUCCUUCGAACUGCUGUCACCACCUACAUUCAACGUCCUCGAGGCUCGUUGGCUGACGUACCGCGUCGAGCGGAGGCAGCAGCCGCUGCGAGCUAUGUGUGUUUCGGGCGUUUGAAUCAUUGCGCGCGUCCUUAGCAUGAUUCUGACCUCUUCGAUUUGUAGCAGCGACUCGGAACAUAGUUCUCUUCUAG